AUGGCUGCUAAAAACGUGGUUCUUACGCAUUUUAGCGCCAAGUAUGCAAAGGUACCGCCAUUGCCAGAUUACAUUGAAAAGGCGGGUAACGUAACGAUUGCAAUGGACAACAUGGUUGUCACUCCCAGCACAUUGCAACUUACGGCAAAACUGAUCCCAGUGCUGCGUGAAGUAUUUUUCAAAGAAAUCAGCGAAAUUACGCAACGUUCAAUCAAAAGGCAUAUGCAGGAGGAGGCACUGGCACGCACUUUUGUUGACACGCUUGGAGGCACAGUGCAGAAGAAGAAACUUUUGGAAAAACUGGCUUUGAGCGACCCAGUACCAUCGGCAAACUUGUGA
Messenger RNA from Gongylonema pulchrum, 339 nucleotides. The record is from the annotation of a GenBank genome assembly. Lineage: Eukaryota; Metazoa; Nematoda; Chromadorea; Rhabditida; Gongylonematidae.